UGCAGGGUUGCACUUGGGCGGUGCUUCAGGUUUGAUUUGUGACUAUAAUAAGGAUAGUUGCUGUCUCGUAGUGACACUUGCGGUUCUACGUUCUUGCAUCUCUAUCAAUUUCUGCUUUUUGUUCGGGCACCUUGCGCCACUCAACUGGGGCGAUUAUUUUCCGUCCUGUGCCCCAUAUCGGAAUAAUGUUUAUUAUGAGAGGCUCGCGCGGAAUAGGUCUUGCGUUAAAAAUCCAUACGCGAAAUCAUCACUCUGUCGGAAUUAUUGGCGCGCCGUUUUGGAAAGGACAGCCGAAGGAUGGUGUGGAGAAGGGACCCGAUCUAAUUCGCUCUACGGGAUUGGUAGAGAAGCUUAAAGGGCAAGGGUGUUCGGUCAGGGAUUAUGGGAAUCUGAAAUUUGAGCAUGUACCUGAUGAUCAGCCCAUUGAAAAGGUGCAGAGACCCCGGUCAGUGGGACACGCCAACAAGCAGCUUGCCGACGCUGUUCACAUGAUCAAAAAGGACGGCCACACCUGUGUGUUGCUGGGAGGAGACCACAGCCUGGCAAUUGGCUCAAUCUUGGGACACUCGGCCUCACAGAAGGAGCUAUGCGUGGUGUGGGUGGACGCUCACGCGGACAUAAACACCCCUACGACCACUCUGACGGGCAACAUGCACGGACAGCCCGUGUCCUUCCUUAUCCGGGAAUUCCACUCCAAGAUUCCAGUGAUGCCAGGAUUCUCUUGGAUAAAGCCCUGCAUUUCGGCUCAAGAUAUUGUUUACAUUGGCUUGAGGGACGUGGAUCCCGCUGAGCACUAUAUCCUGAAACACCUGGGAAUCAAAUUUUUCUCCAUGACUGCCGUAGACCGACUGGGCAUAGCCAAAGUGAUGGAAGAGACAUGUGACCACAUCUUUUCGAAAGGGAAGAGGCCGAUACACCUCAGCUAUGACAUUGAUGCGCUGGACCCCUCAGUGUCUCCUGCAACAGGGACCCCUGUGGUGGGAGGACUGACUUACAGGGAGGGAAUCUACAUUACAGAGCAGAUCUGUCAAACAGGGAUGCUGUCGGCUUUGGACGUGGUAGAGGUGAACCCCAAAAUGGCCAGGGCAGAGGAGGAGAUCAGCUCCACCGCAAAGACUGCUGUCGAUGUGAUUCUGGGCUGUUUUGGGAGGGUUCGAGAAGGCUCUCACACCCCAGACUAUCAUAUGCCCUAACCUUGAAUAGCACGCAAGUGGCCCAUCUCUUCACAUCAAAACUCAUAUUCAUAUUUUUUUGUAUUAUGUUUCACACUUUGCGUAUUAAGAAGAGGUAUAAAUUCUUUUUGAGUAUAUUUUAAUAUAAAUUUCUUUCAGGUA
Anguilla rostrata (American eel) is the source of this 1334-nucleotide messenger RNA. RefSeq names its product arginase 1 (gene arg1). The transcript is spliced from 8 exons. NCBI's taxonomy places the organism in Eukaryota, Metazoa, Chordata, Actinopteri, Anguilliformes, Anguillidae. The coding region runs from base 186 to 1193 and encodes 335 amino acids. Gene Ontology annotation, cellular component: nucleus; cytoplasm; cytosol. Gene Ontology annotation, molecular function: arginase activity; manganese ion binding. The record is from RefSeq and is a predicted model, not a curated record.